This is a messenger RNA of Ziziphus jujuba (common jujube), 1859 nucleotides long. RefSeq names its product beta-glucosidase 45. Bases 114 to 1679 code for a protein of 521 amino acids. Gene Ontology annotation, biological process: carbohydrate metabolic process. Gene Ontology annotation, molecular function: beta-glucosidase activity. Lineage: Eukaryota; Viridiplantae; Streptophyta; Magnoliopsida; Rosales; Rhamnaceae. The record is from RefSeq and is a predicted model, not a curated record. The transcript has 12 exons.
ACAAUUGCCUGUCCCGCCUAUGGUCAGGCCACCAACCCUGCCUACAAGUAAUCAAAAGCACUCUUUAAGAGUAAAUUACUUCUUCCUCAUCUCACUUAUUUUUGUUUUUAGUCAUGGAGUUUUCAUGGCGGCUUUAUCAUCUCCAUGUGUUUGAGCUGUGUGUUUCAAUUUUGAUGGUUGUGUCAUGCAAAUGCAAUCCCAUAUCUAUGAAAGGAAGCACAGCAGCUUCAUCCCCAUUCCCAUCCGACUUCCUCUUUGGAACUGCAUCUUCUUCUUAUCAGUUUGAAGGGGCUUUUCUGACUGAUGGCAAAGGCCUGAACAAUUGGGAUGUUUUUACUCAUGAUAAACCUGGCAGUAUCAUGGAUGGAAGUAAUGGAGAUAUUGCCGUUGACCAGUACCACCGUUAUCCGGAAGAUCUGCAUCUCAUGAAAGAUAUGGGAGUCAAUGCCUAUCGUUUCUCUAUAUCAUGGGCGAGAAUUUUACCCCAAGGAAGAUUUGGGAACAUAAGUCAAACUGGCGUUGAGCAUUAUAACAAGUUCAUUCAUGCUCUUUUGAAUUUAGGGAUUCAGCCCUUUGUGACUUUGACUCACUAUGACAUCCCUCAGGAACUUGAAGAAAGAUAUGGAGCAUGGCUAAGUCCUGGAGUGCAGGAGGAUUUCAAACACUAUGCAGACAUAUGCUUUAAAUCAUUUGGAGACCGAGUAAGGUACUGGGCCACCUUUAACGAGCCCAAUGUUGUAGCAAUUCAUGGUUAUAGGUUGGGGAUUUAUCCACCAUUGCGUUGCUCUGGCCUAUAUGGGAAUUGUAGUAGUGGAGAUUCUGAGACCGAGCCUUUUAUUGCAGCUCACAACAUGAUCCUAUCCCAUGCAGCUGCAGUGGAUAUCUAUCGGACCAAAUAUCAGAAAACACAAAGAGGAAGCAUCGGAAUUGUCAUGAAUGCUAUUUGGUAUGAACCAAUCAGCAACUCCUUAGAAGACAAAUUAGCAGCUGAGAGGGCUCAGUCUUUCUUUAUGAACUGGUUCCUAGACCCAAUCAUACACGGAAAAUAUCCUAAAGAAGUCCAAGAAAUUAUAGGAAAUGACCUGCCUGUAUUUACAGAAUAUGAUUUAGAGAAGCUGAAGAGUGGAUUGGAUUUCAUUGGCAUAAAUCACUAUACAAGUUUUUAUGCAAAGGACUGUAUAUUUUCUACAUGUGAAGGAACAGGAGCUUCUAAGACAGAAGGUUUUGUUUCACGGACAGCAAAAAAAGAUGGAAUCUACAUCGGAGAACCGACUGAAGUUGAUUGGUUAUAUGUUUAUCCCCCAGGAUUGGAAAAAACAGUAACAUACAUAAAAGAGCGAUACAACAACACACCAAUGUUCAUUACUGAAAAUGGGUAUGGUCAGAUGGAAAAAUCAAAUUCCACCAAUGACGAUUUUCUGAAUGAUUUCAAAAGGGUGGAUUACAUGAGGCGCUACCUAAAGGCUCUAGCAACUACAAUAAGAAAAGGAGCAGAUGUAAGAGGCUAUUUUGCAUGGUCAUUGCUUGACAACUUCGAGUGGUUAUAUGGGUACACCACCAGAUUUGGACUUUUCCAUGUCGAUUAUGCCAACCUCAACAGGACUCCAAAACUAUCAGCUGCUUGGUUCAGACACUUCCUUGCUAAGCACAAGGCCAAAAGUUUCACUGCCAGGGCAUAAUUAACAUUCUACACACAUAUACCGCACAUCCAAAACGUUCCUAAUUAAAUACUAAACUUGGAAUUUCAUAAACUUGUAUCAUGCCUUUAAACCGCAAAGAUAGGAUGUUACUGUGACCAGUAAUGCCAUUGUGGAACAAAGUUUACAUAUGGUUGUGAUUGAGUUAGUUUCUUUUCCCUU